Molecule: messenger RNA, 879 nt
Organism: Panicum virgatum (switchgrass)
Lineage: Eukaryota; Viridiplantae; Streptophyta; Magnoliopsida; Poales; Poaceae
Exons: 4
Coding region: 1-879 (292 amino acids)
Source: RefSeq, a predicted model, not a curated record
AUGAAGACCACUUCGACGAAGACCAUUUUGUCUUUCGACGAAGACCAGUGCGACAAAGAUGGUUUCGUCGGAGACUAUUGUGAUGAAGACCACUUCAAUGAAGACCACUUCAACGAAGACCAGUGCGAUGAAGAUGGGCCGCCGCGCUGCUACCGGUCGGGGUUCAACCUCACCUGCGACACCGCCCACAGCCCCCCGCGCCUCCUCCUUGGCGGCGGCGACGACGACCUCCGGGUCACCGCCAUCUCCCUCGGCGACUCCACGGCCACGCUGCUCGACGCCGCCAUCAACGACACCGGCGAGAUGAUCAGCGCGUGCGCCUCCUUCUGCAACAACGACACUGCCGACCUCGGCUCCCUCCUGCUGGAUGGCAACAAGACCACCAGCAAGUAUUGCUCUGGCCACUGUUGGAUGGGCAUCGGGUGCUGCCAGGUCAUCAUCGCAAGUGACACCGCGCCCAGUGGGUUUCAGUACAAACGGGUCGUCGCAGAGACGAACAGCAGCCUGCCGGAGCAGGUCAUCCCGGAGAAGAAGAAGAAGAACAAUCCUGUGCUCGCGUUCGUCGCCCUGCUGGGUUGGUUCGACCAGAGGCCGGCCAAGGUUCUCUACGGGGGCUCAGGCGGCGGCAGCGGCGGCGACUACCGGCCGACCACGGCCGGGCUGGAGGCGCCCAUGGUUUUGGGAUGGUCAGUUCCGCUCCACGACGCGCCGGCAAUGGAUCCCCUCGUGCUCCCGCAGUGGUGCUCCGACGAAACAUCCCGCCGCCGCCUCUGCACGAGCAACAACAGCUACUGCAGGGACAUCUAUGGAGGCUCGACGUGCUACUGUGCCGGAGGCUACGAGGGCAAUCCAUACGUCGCCGGGGGAUGCCAAGGUUAG